AUGGGAGUGGUGGAAGGGAAGAGUAGAACGCAUGACAGUGAUGAGGACAGCUCUGAUCGUGAUGACCGGUAUGAUGGGAAAAUUACUAAGCGCAAAGCAACAGAAAAGGACCCAGAGUCUUCCACUGACGAUAGUGAUGACAGUAUCAGUGAUGAUUCUAAGGAGGAAAGCAGUGACAGUGAUUCAGGCAGCAGUAGUAGUGAUUAUAGACAUGAGAGAAAAGAUACGAAUAAGUCCAUGAGGAAAAGAAAAAGUGGUGAUGGAGUUGAUGCGAACGCCAAAGGUGAGCGCGGUGCGUAUGGAAGUGAUCAUAGAAGAAAGGAAAGAAGUGAUCUCUACAAUGAUGAUGAUGGUGUUUUGGGCACAUUGAAGAACUUAGAGAACAAACUGUACCAGUCGAGGGGAACUGUUAUGCAUGGGUCUGGCUUUGAUGCUUAUAACGUUGUUGAUUUUCUUGAAAGAGCCUGUGAAGGAUCUGGGUCGAUAUCCAAAAGAGAAGGCCAAAAUCGAAGCGGUUUCGACUACUUCUCCUUGUCUGAGCCACAGUUGCAGGCUCAUGCUCAGUCCUUUGCCCAGUUACAUAGCGCUGGGACUAGUAAUUUGGGCGCUUCCUUGCCCUCUGUUUCGACACCAGGUACGGGGAGUGCCAAGCGGGGUAGUCAGAAACCACCUUCACGGCUGCAUGGUUCGGCCAAUGCUACUAAUCCAGCUUCUCCAUUUAAGACCAUGGAGCUGACCCCUGCAGCCCGGAGGAAGAAGCCAAAGCUUCUAGAAAAGCAAAUACCUGAUAAAAUUGCCGCCCUAGCGCCGAAGUCUGCUAUUUAUACACAGUUGGCUGCAUGA
Molecule: messenger RNA, 843 nt
Organism: Vitis riparia (riverbank grape)
Lineage: Eukaryota; Viridiplantae; Streptophyta; Magnoliopsida; Vitales; Vitaceae
Product: protein starmaker-like
Exons: 3
Coding region: 1-843 (280 amino acids)
Source: RefSeq, a predicted model, not a curated record